Molecule: messenger RNA, 1120 nt
Organism: Lucilia sericata (common green bottle fly)
Lineage: Eukaryota; Metazoa; Arthropoda; Insecta; Diptera; Calliphoridae
Gene: MED27
Product: mediator of RNA polymerase II transcription subunit 27
Exons: 6
Coding region: 147-1049 (300 amino acids)
Biological process (GO): regulation of transcription by RNA polymerase II
Cellular component (GO): mediator complex
Molecular function (GO): transcription coactivator activity
Source: RefSeq, a predicted model, not a curated record
AAAAAAAUAAAUUAAGUCGUAUGGGUUUGUCUCUAAAAUUAUCUUAAGUAAAUUCGCCUUGUAUUUUUGUUUGCAUUUCUUUCCCAUAAAGACGACUGACUAUAUUUUACUUAACUUUUAAUAAAACAUAAUAGUUUACUUAGAAAAUGGAAAAAUUGAACGCCACUUUAAAUGCUGUAAAAGCCUUGCGUUCAAGUGUUCGCCAGUGUUUUGAACAAUUGGCUGAUGGCACGACGAAACAAGUGGAUGGUACUGGUGUCGAACAGUCUGAGGAGAGCCGCAAUAAAUUUUUAGUUGAAUUUCAGGAAAACUAUGGAAAUAUUAACCAACAAUUAAGAGAAGUAGAGUCGUUAAUAAAUGGCCUGCAAGUUCCCAUGAGCCCUUAUUAUUUGGGAAAUACUACCUAUUUGGCUCAGGAAAUAACACAAGAUCGUCAAGCUAUGUACCCUCAAUUGGUUAACAGUUACAAAUGGAUCGAUAAGGUUCACGAGCACAGCCUUUUGGCUUUUAAUAAUUUAAAUUUGAAUAACUUGAGAAGAUCCUAUACAUAUUCGCAAAAAAGAGGUCGUGUCCAAUACACGUCAUGCAACAAUACCGAUCCAGAAUUCAUCGAUAAUCUUUUCAAUAGUGAAAUUACUCAUACAAAUACCACCUACAAAGUUUGUCGACCAUUUAGCUCCAAUGCAGUAGUCAUUGCCACAAUAAGUCAUGUUUUGAAAGCGGCUAUAAUCUGCAAAGGUGUAUUAAUCGAAUGGGUGACUGUGAAGGGUUACGAUGAACCAUUAGAAAUUGAAGAUCUCUGGACCGAAUCUCGCUAUGAAGUAUUUCGCAAAGUGCAAGAACAUACACACUCGGCCAUGUUGCAUUUCUUUUCGCCAACGCUGCCUGAAUUGGCUGUUAAGAGCUAUAUGACCUGGCUUAACAGUUACAGUAAAUUAUUUUUGGAACCUUGCAAGCGAUGUGGAAAAUAUGUAUCAAACGGUUUACCACCGACUUGGCGUGAUUUAAGAACAUUAGAACCAUUCCAUGAAGAAUGCAAGAAUUGUUAGUUCGUUCAAAUAUUUAGUAAUUUAAGUUUAGAUACAAAUAAAACAACUAUAAAUUUUGUUUUGUUUUUUAA